AUGCCGCCAGCGAAGAAAUUCUCCUACAAGGUCUCCUGCGCUGGCUCGCCAUCCAAGCAGUCCAGGGCCUCCCGCCUGGCCCAGGACUCCAUUUUCUCACUCAACUCCUCGCUUUCGACCCUCCACUUGCGCUCCAUCUCUAACCCGGAUGAGUGGGACCAGAAGGCCCUAGGGAGCUACUACGAGUUGUUCGCGGCGGCGCUGGGCAACCUGGAAUGGUUGCGGUUCUGUCUGAGUCGGCACGGCGAGGAAAUCCCAGCGGAUGACAAGGGUUUCACUGCCAUCCACUUCGCAGCCCAGAAUGGCAAGCUUACAUGUCUGCAGGCCUUGGUAGAGGAGUAUAAGUUUCCUGUGGACCUGCCCACCAACAAUGGCCAGACACCCCUGCAUCUGGUCAUCCACGGGGACAACAAGACCAUGACCCUCCCCUGCAUUCACUAUCUGCUUAAGCAAGGGGCGGCCCUCAACACUCAAACAGGCAAUGGCUCCACACCCCUCCACCUGGCGGCCUCCCAGGGCAUGCUGAACUGUGUGAAGGUCCUGGUGCAAAAUGGUGCUGAUGUCCAUGCCCGAGAUGCCAUGGGCUGCAAACCCAUCGACUACUGCAAAAUAUGGAACCAUCGUGACUGUGCCAGGUUCUUGAAGGAUGCCAUGUGGAAACGGGACAAGAAGGACUUUGCUUGUGAGAUGAGGAAACUGAAGAGGCUCAAGGACCAGCUGGCCCUCAUGGAACAGGACUACCUGACUGAGUAUCAAAAAGAGCACCAAAUUCUGAGAGAAGCUGAUUUCAAGAGGUGGCUCCAGUGCAAGCAGCUGCUCCGAGCCCGAUCGCUGACCCGGAGCGCCAAGCGCGAGCCCUGUGCCCCACACCAGGCUAUUCCCCUCUCCAAGGCCGCCAAGCACCAGGGAUUAAGGCCUCCCAAGAGCUUCUACCCCUCCCCGGAGGCGCGCCUGCGACAGACACCGCUGCCCAAGCUGCAGCCCUUGAGGACACACACAUCAGCCUACACACUGCAGCCUGUGGUCAAGCGGCCCAGGUCAUGGAAUGUCAGCAACAACCCUGCCAGAUCCCCCAUCACCCAGAUCGGCUAUCCGCAGGGCGUCCGCCUGGGUGUGCAUCCAGACCCUAGCUUGGAGCACGACUUCCGCAGCUUCCUCGAGGUGUGGUCUGACAGGCACAGUAGGGCCCAACUGCGCACAGUGGCCGGCGACCGGGUGGCACCCGUGCCACAGCUGCCUUUCGAGGUGAUAGUCCAAGAGCUGUACCCUUCAGUGCGGCCAUACAGGAUGAAAGUGCCCCAGGGCUUUUGCUCUGUCAGCAUGAAGGAUGUGCCCCAGAAGCGGCACUUGGGUGAUGACAACUUUUGGACUGACGCUCUGGCCAUGAACCUGCGUGAGACAUUUGAUGAAGCCUUCCUGGCAGCUGUGCGAGCCCACCAAGGGCUCCCCUCUCUGCCAGACCCCAAAAGCCCCCCAUAAACUUACUUUGGUAGGCUCUGAAGCUGAGGCAGCCCAGUGAAGGCAGAGAUGUGGUGAUUCAUGAUGUGGGUGGAGGACAGGGAGAAAAGUGCCCAGAGCCUUCCCACUUUCAAGCUCAGAGAUCAGAGCCUCUUCUCUCAACAAAAGCCUAGAUCCCAGGUCUCCAUUCUCCACAGAGAAAUUUCUGGGACCACUGCAGGAGACUUAAGUUAGGGCAGAGGCCUCAGAGUGGGCAUCAGUCUCUAUCCUGGGCCCUAGUAUUAUAAAAGUGACACUUUGGCAUCCCUACUACCUCCCCUCUCUCCCAGCCCACCAGGAACAAGGCUUCCAGGAUGAGGGACCACUGGAAAAUUCCGCCUCUGGUUCAGAUUAAGUCCUUCAAGGUUUCUGUAGAUCAGGGAGGCACACGUGGCAUAUCUUGGGGAAGGGAGGGAGGACAUGUGGCUUCAGUUUGAGACUGUAAAAGCACUUGCACCUCCUCCAGGUAGCUAUCCUGGAUCCCCUGCUAUCCCCUGUAUGCAUCACUACAAAUCAUUCAUUAAACAAACAUUUAUUGAGUGCUUUCUAUGUA
Hyaena hyaena (striped hyena) is the source of this 2050-nucleotide messenger RNA. It is a transcript of the gene ANKRD53, whose product is annotated as ankyrin repeat domain 53. The transcript has 6 exons. Bases 1 to 1479 code for a protein of 492 amino acids. Gene Ontology annotation, biological process: mitotic metaphase chromosome alignment; positive regulation of microtubule polymerization; regulation of mitotic spindle organization. The record is from RefSeq and is a predicted model, not a curated record. Lineage: Eukaryota; Metazoa; Chordata; Mammalia; Carnivora; Hyaenidae. Gene Ontology annotation, cellular component: spindle pole. Gene Ontology annotation, molecular function: protein binding.